This is a messenger RNA of Equus quagga, 857 nucleotides long. RefSeq names its product testis-specific Y-encoded protein 1-like. Gene Ontology annotation, biological process: nucleosome assembly. NCBI's taxonomy places the organism in Eukaryota, Metazoa, Chordata, Mammalia, Perissodactyla, Equidae. Bases 1 to 720 code for a protein of 239 amino acids. The record is from RefSeq and is a predicted model, not a curated record. Gene Ontology annotation, molecular function: histone binding; chromatin binding. The transcript is spliced from 6 exons. Gene Ontology annotation, cellular component: chromatin; nucleus.
AUGGAAGUGGUGGAAGUGGUGGAAGUGGUGGCGGAGGAGGACAGGGGUCAGGAGGCCGACGAGGUGCAAGCGGAGGAGCCGGAGGAGAACCCAGAGCAGCAGGGGCAGGAAGAGCCAGUGCGGGGCCCGACGACCGCAAGACCCCCCCUGGAGGCGCUGGAGGCCCUUCAGCUGGAGCUGAGCUCUGUGAGUGCGCGAGCCCGCAGGGCCUACUCUCGACUGAAGCGCAAGAUCAGUCAGAGGCGGAAGCCCCAUCUAGAUCGGAGAGGCGCCAUCAUCCGGAGCAUCCCUGGCUUCUGGGCCAAAGUCAUUCUGAACCACCCCCACGUGUCAGUGCUGAUCAGGGAGCAAGAUGAAGACAUGCUCAGCUACAUGCUGGAUUUGGAGGUGGAGGAGGCGAGCUCCCCCGAGUACCGCUGCAAGUUGAUGUUUUUCUUUCGGAGCAACCCGUACUUCUGGAACAAAGUAAUCGUUAAGGAGUAUCAGCUUAGCGUGGCUGGAUACAGGGCGUCUCGUUCCACGGCAGUCCAGUGGUUCUGGGAUUAUGAACGGGGAGCCCCCAGCCGCAGGCAGGAUACCACCAGUCUGACCUUCUUCAACUGGUUGUCCGACCACAAGUACCCAGGGUCUGACAGGAUUGCUGAGAUCAUCAUCGAGGACCUGUGGCCCAAUCCCCUGCAGUACUACCCCAGGGAGGCAGGCAGCCAGAGACGGAACUGAGAGGAGGACCUGUCGCCAUACUGAGAAUACUGGCCAUCAUGCAGAGAUUACGGAGGGCCGUUUGUAAGCCAUGCGUGGAGGAAGCUUAAGAAAUCACAACGGGGCAGUGACCAUCUUUCCUGGGCAGGGCCUUGAAA